Molecule: messenger RNA, 1830 nt
Organism: Camelina sativa (false flax)
Lineage: Eukaryota; Viridiplantae; Streptophyta; Magnoliopsida; Brassicales; Brassicaceae
Product: ubiquitin-conjugating enzyme E2 variant 1B-like
Cellular component (GO): cytoplasm
Molecular function (GO): mRNA binding
Source: RefSeq, a predicted model, not a curated record
UUAUAAUUUACAUUUUCUUUACACUAUCAUUUUGCAUAAACUAUAGUGUAAAUUUGUCGUGACAGUUAUCCCCGUCUUAAGCUUCUCUAGAGUGAAGAAUGAUACGACAUUACCACAUACAAACUCUUUUAUCAUUCUUCCCAAAGAGAAGCGUGAGACCGGGGUUGAGAUCUGCCAUGACAAAACACACUUAAUUAGUGUGGCAUUUUUGUUGUUUUCUCCGCGAUUAAACUAUAGCUUAAGCAAAUGAUUAGUGCAAGGAAUAUGUUUUAAUCUUAUAAGAUGAGAUUUUUCAAGUUCGAUCAUAGAUGCUUCCAUCGUAUCAUCAUUGGAUACUCAAGACCAUUCCACAAUCUGGCUUAUACCCAAAUCACCACAGGUUUGGUUGAUCCAUGCUCUCACCACCCAUGGCCCGAGUGGCUAGAUUUGAUUGGUAUGCUUGUGAAAAAAGGUUACUUUGGAGAAAGCUUGAUGAUUUCUAAGGAAUCGAAUCAUAUUCGUACCGCUUGUCUCAAUUUCGCUCGCCAUCGUUUCACUCUCGUGAGAGACUUGUCGAAGAAAGAUAUCAAAGUGAUUGUUGGGUGUGGAUGUCCUAGCAUUGACAGGAAGGUUGUGAACUCGGGAAAGCGUUUAAGAGCUUAUGUGGGCAUUGAUGAAGCAAAUGUGUGUGGCUCUUGCAACUUGAGAGGGAAAUGUGAAAGGGCGUACGCACAAGCACGAGAAGAUGAAGGUGCUCGAACUAUUGAUGUCAUGCGUAUACUGCUAACUCACGGGCUUGAUUCCAUUUCUCCUACUGUGGAGAACCGUGCCUGUCAAACCAAACUUGUUGAAGAUUCUGUGAGGAAGUUGCUGAGAGAAAGUGUAGCGUAUAGCUUAAAAGAUGUUGAAUCUGUUGAGAUUGAGACAGCUCAAGAUGAGCUCCAGCCAAAUGAGAGAGACCCACAAAAAAGGCCAGGAGAUUGGCAUUGUACAGAGUGCAAGUUUUUAAAUUUUGCGAAAAACAUAAGAUGCUUGCGAUGUGAUGUUUUUUCUGAGGAAAGGCUGAAACAGUUGAGGGAAGAACAGAAAGAUCAUCUCCCACUGAAGAAAGGAGACUGGAUAUGCCAAACAUGCAAUUUCCUGAACUUUUCAAAGAACACAAGAUGCUUAAGGUGCAAAGAUAAGCCUACAAUGCGUCAGAUCAAUCCAGGAGAGUGGGAAUGCGAGUCGUGCAAUUACAUAAAUUUUAGAAGGAACUCAAUAUGUUUGAAGUGUGAUCACAAGAGACAAAAGGUUCCAAGUGUCACUCCGGAUUCAAAGACAGUUGCUGAUCGUCACACUCACAGCGGAGUUUCAAAGUCAUGGAGUUUUGUAGAAGAAGAUAGUGAAGAACACUGCAAUGGAGAAAAAGAAGAAGAGGGAGAUGGCUUCAUGGGGUUCCCAGUGGAAGGAGGGAGAAGUAAUGUUUCAAGGAGUGCAGAAAAGAGAGAGCAAUGGAAGUUGGAGAUGAUGACACAGAAGGUUAGAAGCAAUGGGACUGAAGCGAAACAUGAUACAAAGAAGGAAACAGAAUCAAGAUAUUAUGAUCAGAAAAGAAGAAAAGAACUUCUUGGUAACAUUACUGAUGAUGAUGGAGAGAUGGAUGAUUGGUUUGUUUUAAAAGAAGAUAGGUCGAUGACUUAAGCUAUUAUCUAGUUAGAUUUGAAACCACACUCUUUGGUUUCUCCACAGCUUUUUUUCUCUAGUUUGUAAUUCACAUUUGCUUCCAACUUUUUUCUUUUAACUGAUUACUGUUCUCUGUUUUUUUAGUUUUCGUCCUGAAAACUCAAAGUAGAGUUAGUUUGUUGGAAA